AUGAAUGAGAACUGGAAUGGAAUUCAUACACACUAUAAAGAGGUGAUUCAUGCAGGGGAAAAUCUUACUCUUGAUAAAGAGAUUCUUUUAAUAGAGAAUCAGCAGCUUCAAAAAGCUCUUAAUCAAGAGAGAAGAUGUUGCAAGUGUGACAGAGCAAUAAGAUUGUUAGAUUUCUUGAAUUCAUCAUUAAUACAGUUCUUCUUACCAGCAAAGAUGCAGAGCAUCUGUGAGAAUUUGACAGCCUCAGAGGUUGCCAAAAAGGAUAAGCAAGCUUAUAAGGAGGAUGCAAAGCUGCAACACACUAUUCUUAAGAAACAGAAGAAGACAGAUAUCAUUCAGCAGAGGAUGAAGUGA
Paracoccidioides lutzii Pb01 is the source of this 354-nucleotide messenger RNA. RefSeq lists its product as hypothetical. The record is from RefSeq and is a predicted model, not a curated record. The transcript has 2 exons. The coding region runs from base 1 to 354 and encodes 117 amino acids.